Molecule: messenger RNA, 1262 nt
Organism: Actinia tenebrosa (Australian red waratah sea anemone)
Lineage: Eukaryota; Metazoa; Cnidaria; Anthozoa; Actiniaria; Actiniidae
Product: EGF-like repeat and discoidin I-like domain-containing protein 3
Source: RefSeq, a predicted model, not a curated record
AUGGUCGGCGUAAUAUACGAGUCCCAUGAGAUCGAGAAUUUAGCUCUAAAUACGCCCAAAAUUCUUUCUUCCAUAUUCCUAAUAACGUUUCUGAUUUUUGCUUCUUGGGAGGCACAAGAAAUCAUUUAUUUGGCUUCCAACACUUCGAUCCUCAGAGAUGUCAAACACGGUCUUCAUUUCGCUAACUUUGUAAAACACCGGUUCAAGUAUUUGAAAGUCACACCCUUCAUGUCUUCACUGAUACCAAACCAGAAAAAGUGUCAGGUAUUUUGUGUUCAAAACUUGCAGUGUUUGUCGCUUAACGUCGCUGUUUUUCCCAACUCUGAUGACAAGUUUAAAUGUGAACUUCUUGCUACGGAUAUUUUCAAUUCUUCUUCAAACAUCACUAACGACGUGAAUUACAACCAUUACAGCUUUGAGACUAAAUGUCACGACCAGCCUUGUGAGAACAAUGGCACGUGUGUUCCCAACUACAAGACCAACACAUACUCGUGUCACUGUCAAUGUCCAUAUUACGGCUACAACUGUGAAAAAGUUCUAGCCAAAACUUGGAUCUCGAUAUCCAACUGCAGUUUCGACUAUAGGUGUCCUGAUUAUGCAAGAAAACGUGUACAGACGUACGCCCUUCCCGAGCCACCCUUUGCUAACGUUUGUCCUGAUAAUGUUGUUCUUGACAGUGAGAUUCAAAACUGCCCAACCCUCACGCCUACUGGCUGUGAAGGAGCGCUUGGGAUGCAAGAUGGAAGAAUUCUAGAUUCCCAAAUCUCCGCUUCUUCGUAUUACAACAUUGAGACUUAUCCCUGGUACGCUCGACUUCACCGGGUUCCAGCCCAAUCCGAUCGAGCAGUUUGGAUUGCUCUUCGUGCAGCUGCUGGUGAAUACCUGCAGAUUGACCUUGGAUCAGUGAAGACUAUUACCAAAGUAGCAACACAGGGUAGAGUAGACCGCCUACAGUAUUCCAACAAGUACAGCUUAGCUUACAGUGUAGACGGUACAGUGUGGGUCCACUACCACAAUAAUUCGUGUAUCAAAGAACUUCCCGGUAACACUGACCGAAACACCGUCGUUACCAAUGUUCUCGACAUUCCAUUCAAAGCCCGUCAUGUCAGGAUUAUCGUUAAGGCUUUUCUUGAACACCCAGUUUUGAGAUGUGAGUUAUAUGGCUGCUGAGGAGCAAGAUAAAGAAGCUUAGAAACAGCAAAAACUCCUGCAAUGAUUGCACAUGCGAAAAAUCAUAUAAAGAAAAAAUUUUUUUGGCUGUG